Cercopithifilaria johnstoni is the source of this 2868-nucleotide messenger RNA. NCBI's taxonomy places the organism in Eukaryota, Metazoa, Nematoda, Chromadorea, Rhabditida, Onchocercidae. The record is from the annotation of a GenBank genome assembly.
AUGAGCAGUGGCCUUCGAAAUUGUUCGAAAAUUCUUAAAAGAAAUGACAAUUCAACUGCUACGAUAGCUACCACCUCUACUGCUCCUCCUGCUAUUAAUGCAAUUUCAAAGGCAGCAGAUACGCUUAAUGUACCGGUAAUCAAUGAACCGAAAAAGCGUGGACGUAAACCUGCACUAGGCCGGCCAAUGCUGAUUCCGGUAGCGGCUAAAGAAGGUGCGGUGAAUGGUGAUGAUCAUGAUGGUAGUGCCGUAAAAGUAGAGAGGAUGACAGAACGUGGUAGAACGGUGAAUACUUCCGUAAUCGGCAAGUGUAAUAAUCAGCAGCAAACAUCUAGUACUAGUAGUAGUAGUACUACUACUACCGCUAUCGUUAGUAGCACUGCUAAUAUUACGGAUGAAAGUGAAUUGUUCUUGUCGAAAGUAUAUGAUGAUUUCACUCACUCCACUCCAUCCAUUGCAGCCAUGAAUAAAUCUGACGGAAGCAUACCUUUGGCAUCCACUGAUAGUGGCAUUGAUUCGUGUAUCGAAGUGGAUCACGAGAUGAAAGAUAUGACAACAUUGCGCGACGAUGAGGAAGCUUCACCUAGUGAGAACUGUAGCGAUGAUAUCGCUCCAGUGCCACAAUCCAGAAGUUCUAUCCAUUAUGAUCGUAUCGUUUGUGGUGACUGUCAUGCCGAAUUUUCGUUAUCGACAUUCGUGGAAUUCGUUGAGCAUAAGAUUUCACGCUGUGAUAGUAAGCGAACACCAUUGGAUGAGUUUCUUGCUAAUAUAUCACCAGCCCAUCCAUCCAGUGAAACCCUUCGUCUUGAUCGUCGACGACUUCUGGUCAGUUGUCGCCAUCCAACUGCAGAUUUGAGUAAUACGUGUUCCCGUUGCAUUCCACCGUCAUGUGGAAAUAAUCAGAAUGCUUCCUUCAUGUUGCCAACCACUGAAAGUCAACAAAAGCGUAACGACAGGGUUGAUGCUACUACAGAUACGGAUACCUUAGAUGCUAAACAAAGCAAUGUGUCUUCGAUUAGAGAAGGAUCGUUAACUUGUCACUCUUGUAAACAUGUCUGCAGUGAUGUUUGGAGUUUGCUGAAACAUGUCUUUAUCGCUCAUGGCCUUCGGAUUUGUGAGGAGGAAAUGUCAUGUAUGCCUCGAACGGAACUACCAAAAUCAACGGUAAUUACCUCAUCGUUAUCUUCAUCAUCGUCGUCGUUGUUAGCACCAAAAACAUCAAUACAUCCACCACCUCUCACAUUCGCAAGUCCAUUCACCACUUCCACUACGAAAAACAAACUAAACGGUAAAGGUGGCUUCAGUCUGAAUGCAUUUUGCUCCGAACGAUUAAAAGAGAUCGCUGAAAAAGCAGGAGAACCAUUGGUUGAUUUACGUCAUGUAGUAAAUCAAAGUGCGAUAUCGUCGAAAACUAGCGAACAUAUAAAAGCUACCAAUAUUAAAAGAACACAACAGUCAGAGAAUACCGAUGAAGAACAUGCGAGCAAUGGUAUCGCAUCAGCGACUGCUUCAACUACACCAUUUCUUCAUGGUUCAGCUCUCAAUAAUGUUUCCAAUUCACUUACCGCUGCUACAUUAGCUGCAGUUGCUUUACAACAGCAACAACAACAACAGCAGCAACAACAGCCUUCCUUGCAGAAUUUAUGGAUGCAACCGAAUAUACCAAAUAUGCUGGCGUUGAUGCAGGAAUAUUAUGCACAAUUUUCGUUGAAUAAUGCAGCAUCUUAUUUGCUUGGUGCUGGGAGUCCGUCAGUUACUCCUACGAAUAACAAUGGAAGUGCUUUUAAUGCAAUCACCAAAAUCACAAGCAGUCCUGAAGAGCCGUCACCUGUAGCACCAAAUUCCGCAACACAAUCACUUGGAUUAGCUGGUUUUGGUAGGUCCGAUACCACAACACAAGAUCAACUGUCCAGUCCAGGUGUGAAGCAAGGACCUUGGAAUGGUUUAGGGGCAUUUGGGAGCAAAAGACAGCGGUCGUCCAAUAACGGUUCUGAAACCUUGUCGCCAGCAACAUCAUCUGGAGCUCCGUUGCACAAUAAAUUGUCGAGGCUCGAUGAUGAGAGCAAUGAAGAUACAAAAUCGACCUUGUUAAAUGUUGUGGAGGGCGAUGAUCUAGCAUUCGCUGAGCCAGCUGCACGUCGUGAUACAAAUGCUAAAAAGGAUCGCUGCACAUUCUGUUGCAAAGUUUUCACGAAUCGUUCUAAUCUGAUUGUCCAUUUACGAAGCCAUACUGGAGAAAAGCCUUAUAAAUGUCGACUGUGUUCAUAUGCUUGCGCACAAAGUAGUAAAUUGACUCGGCAUAUGAGAACUCAUGGCCAACAGGGAAAGGAAACUUACCACUGCAACAUUUGUCAAAUGCCGUUUUCGGUGCACUCGACACUUGAGAAACAUAUGCGAAAAUGUGUCGUUGCAAAUAAUCAAAAUCGUGAGAAUAAUCAACAGUUUUCUCCCGCUGAGGCCUCAAACACAAUAGAUAGUCCAAACAAGGUGGCCGUUGCAACAGCAUCAACACUAGCUGAUGCAACAUCACUGCUUGCGUUUUCCAGUGUAUCUUUAAAUGGCUCACAAUUACCGCCAAAUAUCACUCAAAGCAAUAAAAUCGUCCUCAACUGGUUACAGGCAAUGAACGUGAAUCGUAAUCCAACUCCAGCUCCAACACCAACAAGUGGUGCAGGUAUUAGUUCUAGUGAUGGACAUCGUAUUAGUAGUAAUGGCAUGAUGCUUCCUACUGAAAAAGAAGACAGCAGAGGUACUGGUGGUGCUGCUGGAGGAGGUGAAGACGAGGAAAUGAUAGUUGAAGAAUGUGAAUCAUUUUCUGAUAUGCAAAAAACUCUUCUGAAACAGGAGACUGCCGCGUUAUCGUCAUGA